AUGAAGUACAUGCCAAAAGACCAUUGUCAAAUGCUUCCAUUCGCUGCUACUGUAUUGCGCUUCUGGUCCCAAACAGUAGUUCAGUUGGUGGGUCCAAAAAUACCAAUUCAGUCUUGGGAAGGUGAAAACACCACAUUGAAGGUCACCAACCAGAGAUUUGUGGGACAGAAGAGGGAAAGAGACGUCACCGGAGCGGAGAUCAGAAAACGCCACCGGCACAUAGAAACCGGACCGGGACUAGAAUCUCGGAAAAUGCCACUCUGCAGGUACCACAUUCGGAGCGUACACGCUCUGACGAAUCCGGAGCUGCACCGCGCCGCCGAUAGUGACGACUCCGAAGCGCUUCUCGAAGCCGUUGCAAUGGCCGGACUCGUCGGCUUUCUCCGCCAGCUUGGCGACCUCGCUCAGUCAGUUCACUUUCUAUCUCUAAUUUCUCUCUCCGUAAUCGCUUCCGUCGUGGCGCGGUUAAGCAAUUCUAGUUGCGCUCAAGGUUUCCUUGAUCGAGCUGAGUUUAAAAUGAAUGUUGCUGAAUUUGCUGCUGAGAUGUUCCAUGACUUACAUGAAGAGGUAUUGGCUACUGCGGCAAGAGGUCACAGUCUUAUAUCUCGUGUUCAACAGCUUGAGGCUGAAGUUCCAGCACUUGAUAAAGCUUUUUUGUCACAAACACAUCAUUCAUCAAUCUAUACAAAUGGAGGGAUUGAAUGGCAUCCUAAUCUUCGGUUUGAACAGAAUCUUGUUACUCGCGGAGACUUACCUCGAUUUAUAAUGGAUUCAUAUGAAGAAUGCCGUGGUCCUCCAAGAUUGUUCCUUCUGGACAAGUUUGAUGUGGCUGGGGCUGGGGCAUGUCUGAAGCGUUAUACCGAUCCAUCGUUCUUUACAGUGAAGUCUGCUUCCUCUGGAACAGCAUCAGCAGAAGUUCAAAGGGAAAAUAAAAUUCGUAAAAUUAAGCAAAAGAAAGGAACACGACUGAGGAAUGGUGAAACCCCUGAAGUUGUAUCAUCACAUGCAAAAUUGCAUGAGUUGUUACUCGAGGAGCGUAUUGAGAAUGCUUGUAGGGACCCUGCUCGACUAGUGAAGUUGAAAAAUAAACAAUUGAAUGGAUCUGCAGUUGAAGAAAAAUCUGGAAAAAGUUACAUGGAGAAAAUUCUGGAAAUCCCCUCACCUGAUCAUAAACUGGUUUGUGAAACGUCAAUCAUUCCACAGCCUGGGAAAUUGGCAUUAGAUGACACUGAAAGUGGGAUUAAAACUCUUGAAGUCAGUAGCAUAACUCCGUUGAAUAGGUCUUUGGGAAAUGAAAACAUGUGUUCAACACCAAAUGAGCCGGAACUAGAACUGAAUUCCUACACAGAAAUGGAUAGGGAAACAGAUCCACAUAUUGUGGAGGUGAAUGAACAAGUCUCUGGUGGUUUAACACAGGAAAUGUCUUCAACUUAUCUAAAGGUAAUUGAUGAAGCAGAAUUGGUGUUUGAUGAACAAAAUAAAAGAGAAUGUAGCUUAGAUAGCUACCACUCUUCUGAUGUGACUAGCGAGGUUGAUGAUUAUAUGGAUGCAUUAGCUACCAUGGAGUCUGAAUUGGAAACAGAUAAUGAGUAUGGACCUAUGAAAAACUUAUUAAAUAUUCAAAAUUUAACUGAUUUAAAUGGCAAAGGAGAAUCUCAAAUGCAAGCUCAGUUUUCAGAUUCUCAAUCAUUUGGAGACUCUUCAACUUCUGAAGAAAUUAGUUCAUUUGAGCAAGAUAGAAUUGGAGAGAAUAAUGAAGGACAAGGUCUGUCGUUAGAUUCUCCUUCAACAGGAACCUCCUGGGCAUCCGAUGAUAAUAGUUCAUUCAGAAGAGUUAGAAAUGCAGAGCAUUCAGAACUACAGGUACGGCUUUCAGAUUUUCCAACUAUGGGAAACUCCAAAUCGCAGAUUGAAAGUAUGCCAUCCAACAUGCUUCCCCCAACUUUUGAGUUGCAAAGGACUAAUUGUCGCGAGUUUGUCAUGCAUGGUGAUGCUCAUGUUCAGGGUGAAGUGAUUUCUGAUUCUAUACCAGUCUCUUCUGGUCUGAUAGAUUCUGAACAUUCAUUGGUGUCUUACGAUCUUGGAGCUGCCUACCUAGCGUCCCUACCUGCACAGAGUCACUCAGAUGAAACACCAUAUGACCCUGCUGAAGUUCAUUUAAGAAUAGAAGAUGAUGAAGAAAAGGAGUGCCUUGUUGAAUCUAUAGUCGCCAGACCCGAUGCUCUCUACCUAAUAAGAGAUGAUGCUUGCCCAGUGGUUUCUUGUGAUAACAAUCCUUUGAACAAUUUGAAUGUCUGUGAUCCUUAUGGCCAUUCUAAUGCUCUAUUACAAGUUUCUAAUGAAUUAAACUUAGCUCAUGAAGGUGAAUGUGGUGAUCCUUCUGAGAUUGAAGUUUUGCAGGAAGAAUCUCUCAAUGAAUACUCUUCUGAAAUGUUGGUUUGUGAAGAUGUUGAUAUUCAUGGGGACGAUCCGACUUGCCUAUCUGUGGAAGUAGACCUGAAUCCAGGUACUAAGCUAUUGCUUGAUGGCCGAGAUUUCAAAUAUGAGGAUGAUAUCAUAGCUACCAAGCUGAACUCAGAAGAUCUGUUUCCUGUUGCGGAGACUACACCAAAGUGUUGUUUUACAGAGGAGCUAUGCGCUGAUUUUACACACGGAAACAAACCAGAUUUUGCAGAAAUUGACGUUCUGCAUCCUGAUCAGCAAGGAAAUUUCAAAGAGGUGCCAAGGAUAUUGGGUGGUCACGAAACAAAUGGAUCAACCUGCAGUUUGGAUCUAGUUGAAGACGAUGGUCAUAUUGAACAUCCAUCUUCAGAUAUAAUAUCAUCUUCAAUGAGUAAUCUAACGAAGUUGGAAGAAUCUCUUUCUAUUUUUGCAGAUCCUCAUCAGAAAGAGACGAAAGUCAAUGAGGCAGAUAGUAGAGAAUUUUCGACAGAAUUAGCAGCCCAGAGGGUAGUGGAUCAAGUAGUUAUUGCUUCGACUGGAUUUCCGUCAAACAUGAAUAGAUCAGUUCCAUUUGAUCCUUCCGAUUCUGAAAUGUGGAAUAAUAAUCAGCAUUCAUCUCUUAGGGAGAAAAUUCAAUAUAGCUCUUCGAUCAAUGACCUGAAAACAUUGCCUGUUUGUUUGGAUCUAAACUCUCAAAGGUCAUCUGAUCAACGAAUUAGCCCAACAAAACAUGUCAUGGAUCCACCAAAACCACUUAUUUAUGACUUAUUACUUAAGGCAACUAAAAACAAUCUCGAGGAGAUGCCACCUAUGCCCCCGCUACCACCAAUGCAAUGGAGAACGGGCAAGAUUCAAAAUGGUUUCCUAGUUACAGAGAGAGAAGUAAGUCUAGCCUCACUCCUAUCAACACAGCCAAAUAAACCUGAUGACAAGUCUCAUUUUGGUUUAUCAACUUCUGAAAAAGAGAGCCAGUCAUAUCAGGAUCUAUUUUUACCUGCCAUGGCUAUGGAAAGCAAUAGGCAUCAACAUUGUUCUGGGGUUUCUGUGGGAAUUUCAGAUUAUCCUGUUGCUAUUCCUUUUCAAUUUCCUGUAAUGUUAAAUGAACCAAAUGGUCAAUAUAAUUUCCUGGUUCCAGAGCAAAGCCAGAUACAGAACCCUUUCUUAACAUUACAGGACAAGCCUCCACUUGGAUAUGUUGUUGCUUCGGAGGGAGAAAUGGCAUUCAAUUCUAGUUCAUACUCAUCAACACUGCCUGAUGUGUGUGCUAUUUCUGGGGCUGAUCCCAUUGCCAGCUUAGAAGUUAAAAUGGAUUUGGUGCUACCUGAAGAAUGUCCUGUUUCUGCAGAUGAUCCCGUUCCUCCAAAAGAGAAACUAACACAACCUUCAAGUCAGUUGAGGGAAGAGACUAGUUUAGAAGUUGAAAUUCCUAAGCAGUCUUCAAUUAAUCUGGAAGAGAGGAUACAAGAAGAUACUUCAAUCUCACCCAUGUCGCCUCCGAGUCCAGGAAUUGAGCAGACCAAUCACAAUCUGCCGCCUUCAGAGGGAAAAAUGGCGUUUCCCCAAGCAUCCGAGCGUGAUACUAAGAUGCUAGAUGGAAAACCAAAGAAUAAGCGUCCUCUCCCCCAAGAUCCUAUAAUUGAUCCUGUUGCUGCUCUAGACAAAAGCAGGCUGAGGAAGGUCACUGAACGGGUUAUGCCCCCCAGAGCACCAAAGGGUGAUGAAAGAGACUCACUGUUAGAAAUGAUAAGAACGAAGUCCUUCAACUUGAGGCCUGCUGCGGUUAACCGACAACCCAGCAUCCAGGGUCCGAAAACGAACUUGAGGGUUGCUGCCAUCCUGGAAAAAGCAAAUGCAAUUCGUCAGGCAUUGGCUGGAAGUGAUGAAGAUGACGAUGCAGAUAGUUGGAGUGAUUCAUGA
This is a messenger RNA of Sphenostylis stenocarpa, 4359 nucleotides long. NCBI's taxonomy places the organism in Eukaryota, Viridiplantae, Streptophyta, Magnoliopsida, Fabales, Fabaceae. The record is from the annotation of a GenBank genome assembly.